AUGGCCGACGCCAGAGGACAAGAGCAACCGCGCGUGCGCCUGCAAGCCAGGUGCGUGGCUCCCGGCAGCCUGGCCGAGCUGGAGUCGUGCUGCAAGGAUGCCGACUGCCACAAUGGGCGGUGUGUGGCCGCCAAAGAUGUGGGCCAGGAGACCCGCAAGAUGUGUGCCUGCAACAGCGGCGAGUUUUGCAUCAACUAUAAGGCAGACUCGCCAUACGAAUUUUUCUGGAGGAUGAAUGUCCUGGCCACCAGCGGGCACUGCAUCCCCACCGGCCUCAAGCUGCCCACCGGUUCGGGCUGCUGCAAGGACAGCCAGUGCGCCAGCGGCGCGUGCCGGGCGUUGAAGGAAGACUGGCUGCACCAGCCGGGCUGGAAGCAGUGUGUGGCCAAGGCGUAA
Molecule: messenger RNA, 396 nt
Organism: Chlorella variabilis
Lineage: Eukaryota; Viridiplantae; Chlorophyta; Trebouxiophyceae; Chlorellales; Chlorellaceae
Exons: 3
Coding region: 1-396 (131 amino acids)
Source: RefSeq, a predicted model, not a curated record